UUUUUUAAAUCAUUGGUCGUGAUCUUAUUGGUUGUUCUGUAGGCGUCAAUGUAAAAUCGAUUGCUUAAAAACGUGAAUGCUAUUCCUGGACUUACCAGAUGUGCUCUCUACUCUCCUCAGUUGCAAUGAAGACCUCUGUGUUCCUUCUUUUGGUUGUGGUUGUGGCUUUCAGCUCAGCAGAUGAAAUCAUUGGAGGUUAUGAAUGUAGGCCCCACUCCCAGCCCUGGCAAGCUUUCCUUACUGAUAAUAGAAUUUCAUGCGGAGGAUCUUUGAUUAAUGAAAGAUGGGUUGUGUCUGCUGCUCACUGCAAUUUCCAGCAAGAUCGUCUCAGCGUCCGCCUUGGAAGGCACAAUUUGGUAACUGCUGAAAACACAGAGCAGAGGAUCGAAGCGGAGAAGAUGAUUCCUUUCCCGAAAUACAAUGAUCGGCCUCAUAACAAUGAUAUUAUGUUAAUCAAGCUGAAACAACCUGCCACCCUCAACAGAUAUGUGAAGCCAAUCCCUCUGCCAAAUAAAUGCCCCUCUGCGGGAGAGAGGUGCUUGGUUUCUGGAUGGGGCAGAACUGCAGACGGCAUAGCUUCCACCCUGCAGUGUUUGAAGUUGCCUGUACUCUCAGAAAAGGUGUGUAAGACUGCAUAUGGUUCAAUAAUAACUAGAAACAUGUUCUGCGCUGGAUUCAUUAGGGGAGGGAAAGACUCAUGCCAGGGGGAUUCAGGUGGCCCUGUAGUGUGCAAAGGGCAACUGAAAGGUGUUGUUUCCUUUGGCAACGGCUGUGCUAAACCAAAAUAUCCUGGGGUUUAUGCUGAGGUGUGCCGCUACACUAGAUGGAUCAAAUCCACCAUAGCUAGUAACUAACUGUUUAUUCAUUCUGGUUGGUCCUUUACAAGUCCUUUUCUAUAAUAUCUGUAAUCAAGUCCAAGUCCUUUUAAAGCAAGUCAUCCAACUUUGAAAUGCCUCUCAGACAGCUUUUUUAUUCUUGCCUUCACCAGUUUGUGAUUGGCUCUUUUAUUUAGAAAGCGGGAUUAUUCAUUUUCCUUUUUCUAUUUGCUUUUGCAUUUUUGAGUGCACCAGCUUUGUAUAUCUUAAUCUUUGAAUUAAAUUCAUUCUAAAAAAAA
This is a messenger RNA of Carassius auratus (goldfish), 1114 nucleotides long. Its product is annotated as trypsin domain-containing protein. Lineage: Eukaryota; Metazoa; Chordata; Actinopteri; Cypriniformes; Cyprinidae. Bases 99 to 854 code for a protein of 251 amino acids. Gene Ontology annotation, biological process: proteolysis. The transcript has 5 exons. Gene Ontology annotation, molecular function: serine-type endopeptidase activity. The record is from RefSeq and is a predicted model, not a curated record.